Molecule: messenger RNA, 689 nt
Organism: Megalops cyprinoides (Indo-Pacific tarpon)
Lineage: Eukaryota; Metazoa; Chordata; Actinopteri; Elopiformes; Megalopidae
Gene: cnep1r1
Product: CTD nuclear envelope phosphatase 1 regulatory subunit 1
Exons: 6
Coding region: 49-426 (125 amino acids)
Cellular component (GO): cytoplasm; Nem1-Spo7 phosphatase complex
Source: RefSeq, a predicted model, not a curated record
UACCCGAGUCCGACUCCAACGCAGCUAGGCAGUUGGCAAGUGGGAACGAUGAAUUCGCUGGAACAGGCGGAAGAUCUUAAAGCAUUUGAAAGAAGAUUGACUGAGUAUGUGUCCUGUUUGCAACCUGCGACAGGCCGGUGGCGAAUGAUUCUAAUAGUGGUGUCUGUAUGUACAGCAACUGGAGCUUGGAACUGGUUAAUAGACCCAGACACUCAGAAGGUGUCAUUCUUCUCUUCCUUGUGGAAUCACCCCUUUUUUACAAUAAGCUGCAUCACAUUGAUUGGCUUAUUCUUUGCUGGAAUUCACAAACGAGUAGUUGCCCCUUCAAUAAUUGCAGCCCGUUGCCGGACAGUACUUGCAGAAUAUAACAUGUCCUGUGAUGAUACGGGGAAGCUUAUCCUGAAACCACGGCCACAUAUCCAGUAGCAUCUUUGCACGCUUCGUCUUCCAUAAAUAAAUGGAUUUUCACCGAAUCACUUUGUCAGUUAUUAAAGAACAUCCAAUAGGGGCCCACUCUAUUAUUGUGGGUAAGAAGAGAAAGAAUACAAACUUGUACUGUUGCACUUGCAUAAAGAACACAGUAUCAUGGGAAGAAGCUUUUGAAUAACAUAUUUCAGUGUUGGUGUGUAAGCUUAGAACCCAUGUGUGUAAAAGCACCUUAAGAGCCCUGUUUAAUGUUUUGGUUAUUC